Hyposmocoma kahamanoa is the source of this 3364-nucleotide messenger RNA. RefSeq names its product type I inositol 3,4-bisphosphate 4-phosphatase-like. The record is from RefSeq and is a predicted model, not a curated record. Gene Ontology annotation, cellular component: cytoplasm. The coding region runs from base 7 to 3126 and encodes 1039 amino acids. Gene Ontology annotation, molecular function: phosphatidylinositol-3,4-bisphosphate 4-phosphatase activity. The transcript has 16 exons. Lineage: Eukaryota; Metazoa; Arthropoda; Insecta; Lepidoptera; Cosmopterigidae.
GUAAACAUGAGGUAUAAUAAGCAGGAGUUAGUUGCUCUGGCGUACCAAAGCUCUCAGAACAUCGAUCGGGAGGGAACACUUGUGCUAAAGGAGCGUCAAGACGGCUUUUUUCGAAGAUCUGAAGGAAGUUCAGUCCGGUGGUUUCGCCUCCGUGGCAACCUGCUGUUCUACUUCAAAGGUCCUAAGCCUUGGUACGAGCCCCUUGGAUUGAUCGUACUGGGUUACCAUCAGGUCCAACUACAGAGUCAAGAUGAGAAAGGACACUGGCCGUUUAACAUUGUGUGGGAGAAUGGCGUGUGUUACCGACUGGCCACAUUUCACGAAUCGGAGAGAGAGUUAUGGCUAAAGGCAAUAGACAUGGCGCCUUACGAUCACAUUAGCACAAAGCUCACUAACCUGAGAGAAACGUUGAAUAGAAUCAGACCUGUCACGGACAUCGCCACUUAUAGACUACAAAAAGGCAUGGAGGCGCAGAGGUUGCGCGUCGCUUUACUCACAAAGGAGAACAUUACCGUCGGCUUCAUUACCAUAAACGGAUGGAGUCUUGAACCUUCCUAUAUAGGAACUAGUCCCAGUCACACGAACGAUAAAAACUGCAUAGACAUCCCUCAAAAAGUUCUAUGUCACAGGCGGUCACAGUCGCUGCCUCCCAGGCUUGGUUUGAAACUUAAAUUUCCAUCGUACGGAAAUCUUUUGAAGCAAAAUUUUACUAAUAGCCACCAAGUGACAUACAGAUUUCAUUCUGGAUUGGGUGGUGACAUCACUGUUCAUGAAAUCAUGGCUGAGCCGAAGAUGUGUUUUUCACUGCCCAUACAAUUGCUAGAUAUCUACAUUGAAAGGGAGAAAGAAUUACUAGAAGAGCUAUUGUCAGUGGGCGAGAUGUGUGGGCAAUGGCAUAAUAGACAGCUGGAGUUAGUGAGCACGCACGUUUCGCUGCUCAAGCACUACUGCCAUUCAAAACGCUGUAUGCAACAUGUAGACACGCCCUAUUUUAAGGCCAGUAGCAAAAAGGAUGAAGCUAGCCUGGAGUUCGCACCCAUUAACCUACACUUGCAGAGGAUGUGGGUAUACAACGACACGCUCAACAAGACCGGUUUCCACGACAUCGUCACUGCCGGCGCCUUCGCCGCGCAUACGCAUAAAGCCGAAAGGACCGGAGGACUUAUAAGACUAGUCCAACAAGUGAAAGACAUAAACAGCAGUAAAGCGAACCUCCAUUCGGUGGCGAGUAAGAUCCAGGCGGAAUACGACACCGUGACGGCGGCGAAGCGGUUGCGCGACGAAUUCGUCCACGACAUGGAGCGAGCGGUCGUCUUAAUACAGGCUCGACAACGUGAUCAAGUCAACGUUGUGCUGGAUGGAAUAAAGAGUAAAGUUAAAAGCAUGCUAAAGCUCUGGGACCCGCAUACUAUCGAGGAAUCCCUCUCGUUUAUAGGCUGGCCGAAUAAAACAAACAACCAAUCAGAAAACCACACUAUGUCAACUAUUUUGAAAAUGACCGAACAGCUUAACAUGUUCGACAAUGCAGAUUGUGACUUUGAAGUUUCAUCGAGCUCGAGUUCAAAAGAUACGUCGCCAACAGUGGAUUUUCCAACACUAUCGUCAAGUGUGCCAAACAUUUGCCCAAAUAAUUGUAAAAGCCAUCAGAAGAUCGAUGAGGGGACAGAGCUGAAGUUUCAUAACGAUUAUUUCAAGUGUGAUAGAGAGGAAAGGGGCAGUUUGAACCAUUCGUUCAGGUCUGUGCGAUCAGCGAAGUUCAACGAACAGAGUUUCUCCUUUGAAUCGCAUAAAAUGCGGAGCGGGAGUUUGAGACACGACUUCAAGAGCUCCGCGUCGUUGGAGCAAGUGUCUUACCGGUGUUUGAUGGAAGGAUUGGGAAAUGACAAGAAAAAGGCCACUGAAGCACUGCGAGAGUCACUGACGCUGCCGGGGAUCGGGCAGGUGGAUUCCGCGACUCGAGAACACAAUCUACAGUACCUAAGGGCCGUCGGCGGCAGCAUUGACAACGCUAUGGCUGUCAUGGUCGAUGCGGCCACGAGGGCCAUAGACGACACAGAAUCAGACGCGAAUGACAACUUAGAGGAGUUGAAAGGACGCAUCGAGGAGGUGAAGAUGGCUACUGAGGGUGCCGUGCGCUGGCUGCGACUGGCGCAUGCAGCACUGCGCGUGCGCUGCGAACCGCCGCAGUGGACACGUGAUCAUGCCGCGCUUCAGACGCGUCGGGACACUUGCUUCUCUCAAGCGCUAACGACGGUAACAGCGGGUCUUCUAUGCUGGCUGAGCUCUGCGUCGGGAGAAGUAAUUGUGAAGCUGCUCUCGUCGGGUCUGUCCCCACUGUGCGCAUUCGAGGGUCUGCUAAGUUUGUACGCAACCGAAAAGGCGAUGUGGGGUGACAUGGUGGUUGCUGUUGAAGACCUGCAGACUGUUGUCUUCACCCUUACUAAAGUCGGGCACAGUAAUAUGGCCAUGCCGCAGGUGACGGGGACGCGGGGCGCGCUCACAGUGCAGAUACCUAUCUCGGACUCACUUUACAACAAGUUCACUUCCAAAGAGCACUUGUCCUUCACGAUAACUGCUGUGCUCUUCAACGUGGGCGUGAACGAGAAAGCAACCCUAGCGGAGGCACUUGGCGAGACCACGCCGCAAUACCAUUCCAAUAGCGAUAAUCUCGAUAGGCUCAACAAGUAUUACCAGAAGUACACCAAGAUAUUCCACGACCUCACUGCGGCGAGGGCGUCGUCGAGAACGAAGCCUUUGGAUGAGGUGAUGGAAAAUCUUCGUAUUGUGGUGCACAAAAAAGUACCUAAGAACAUCGAAGUGUUGCACUUGGCCGCUCUCGCUACCAGACUCAUGAAUGGCAUCCGCUUCACGUCGUGCAAGAGUGCAAAGGACCGCACGGGCAUGUCGGUUACCUUGGAGCAGUGCACGAUCCUCGCCGCCGAGUACCAUCUAGCAGAGCACGAGAUGAGGAAGGCGCUCGCCAUCAUGCGCAGUGAGGGAUGUCGCAGAGAAAACACACACAAGAACAUCGGCAUCCGCAAAUACGCGUUCACGAAGAAACAAGUGAUGGCGUUGCCCGAAGACUACAGACCACCUCCAGGCACAUACGGCUCGACGCAGACUUGAAUACGCAUCAUGUGUAUGGAGUUUAAACCAUAUCCCAAUCACAUGGAAACAGUUUUAUAGAUUCCGCUCUAGAAAGCCAGGGACUUAAGAGUAGUGCUAUCAUGAGUUCAGUUAGUUACUCUAGCAUUCAUAAUACUUACAGGGAGUUAUCUAGUUUGAACCUAGAUAGGUAAUUAUUAAUUUUCGUUUAUAUUUUCCCUAUGACAAGUCGAUUUGUGUGAGUUAACAUGUGGAGUCU